Molecule: messenger RNA, 4787 nt
Organism: Cydia strobilella
Lineage: Eukaryota; Metazoa; Arthropoda; Insecta; Lepidoptera; Tortricidae
Gene: sigmar
Product: tumor necrosis factor alpha-induced protein 8-like protein
Exons: 6
Coding region: 398-973 (191 amino acids)
Biological process (GO): regulation of apoptotic process
Cellular component (GO): cytoplasm
Source: RefSeq, a predicted model, not a curated record
GCCUGUCACAGAUGAUCGCCGGACGGACACCCCUCCAAUCGUUUGAAAGCACAACCACUCGACUUUGCUUUGGACGUGGGCGAUACCAAAACACAACGUACCUCAUGUUCGCGUGCUUAUUUACAAUAUUUAAAAACACUGACUGAAAACUAGCUGCUUACAUUAUUUAUUAGCAGAUAAUAGUGUUCUGUGAAUAACAGUGUCAUUCGGUGAAAAUAUCAGAUUGGAUUGUGUUUAUAAAUUGAUAUUAUUGAAUUUUCGUGAAAAUGACGGCCUCUACGAUGAUUGAACUGGAAUCCUGGAUUAUCUACCAGUGUGUCCUGAAUGAGUGCCAUGUGUCUAGCUGAGCUGACGACGAUUCUCGUGUGUCACUACGAAGUUUACUUUUGACUUCUCCAUGGUUUCUACCUCAAUGGAGGGCGGCGCGUGGUGCGCCCGCGAUAUAUCGCUGCGCGCGCAGAAGAAGUUCCUGUCGCGCGUCGGCGGCUCGGCCAGCGCGCGCGCACUCGUGCUAGACGAGCAUGCUGCCAAGCUCCUCGACCAGUUCCUGUGCGUGCUGCGGUCGCGCGUGGAGAAGCGCGAAGCGGAAAAGAUGGUGAAGCACGUGAUCAAAGCGGCGGUGAAGCUCGGCGUGCUGCGGCGGCACUCUCAGCUCCUGUCCGCUGAUGACCGCGCGCUCGACGCCUUCCGGGCCAAGUUCCACACCGUGCUGAUGGCGGUGGUAUCUUUCUGCGAAGUGGAGUUCUCCUACGAUCGCGAGUUCCUUCAGGACGCUCUCCGUGAGUCGCAUCAAUCGCUAAAAUCCGUGGUGGAACGGCACCUCUCCGACAAAUCUGUGUCUCGACUCGCGGGGGUAUUCGCACUCGUCUCCCGCGCCGACCUACUCGACUCACUAUUCGCCGGUCAAGUCGACGAUGACGUCCUCAAACUAGCACGCAUGCUUCGCAAGGAACUCGACCGUGGCCUCCUAUAAUCCAACCGUCCCAAAGGUCUGUGUCCAAUUUUCCGCGGGAAUCUUCCCGAAUCGUCGUUUCUGCAGACGACUGUGGGAUCACGUUAUCCCCAAAAAUGGGGAUUUGGUUUUCUAAAAGGCAAAUUUUUUGCACUGUAGUGUGUAUCGUUGCGGGUGGUUCGCUGCUCAGCGAAAGGUUCUAUCUAGAUAGCUCUAAUGAUACUUUUCGUACGAGUUUGUGUAUUUAUUAAAGAUUUCAGUCUGUAGGACAAAAGGGAACUACCAAAUUGGUGUAACCAAUCCAAUUGUAGCAGCUUACUUCACAUCGAUGACAUGACAUUUUCACACUGAAUAGAUCUUGCUUGAGCCUAAUCUCACUAAUUUAUAUGUUAUUUUUUACACGAGUUUUUAAUUUUCAUACUCACUGCUUGAAUUAGGGUUAGUUUUAAGCAAAAAUAAUCAGAAAUUGGAACUACUAAUAACUCUAUUUUUGCCAUUAAUCGUCUUGUCAACAUCGAAUAUUAAUAGGACGAAAUUAUGAGUGCAUUUAUUUACUGAAACCUGAAUACUCAUGUCUCAUUGAUGACAAUCAUAUCGUUCCGAUUACAUUUUUACAAUAACUGAGUAAUUGAAAUCCGUCUUACUUACUGGCUUGGUAUAUUUAUAUUACACAUAUCUUUUAGAUAGAUAAAUGUAAUUGUUGUCGACGUUUUCACUGUAACAUAUCUCAUGUAAGACAAAUUAUAACAAAAAGGACGAAAAUAACAAAAAAGGUAUUGUUUGCUUAAAUCAACAGGUAGAGAUAUACUCUGACAUUUUGUAAUCUGGCUUGGAUAUUAAUUAAUCUUGCAAAUAAUCAAAUAAAAUAUCUCAAAUGAAGAUAACUUUUACCUGCCAAACCCAUCACAAGAAAUCAGUUUAAGAAUUUUGUGUAUAACAACUCGCCUACUGUUUAAUUUAAUCCAUUGUGUAACGAAAAGUGGUUGUAUAUUUUAAUGUAUAUUUUUUCGUUACGCAACGGAAUAAAAUAUGAAUCACGAAAUCUUAACAAAAGACUUUUUUUAUUCAAGGCUUGCCGUAUCGUUUGCCAGUAUUCUAUUCUAACAUGAAUUAGUGUAAGUUUAUAAAAUGACAUUAAUUAAUAAAAGGUAUAAUUGUUUUGAAUGCUGUAUAAUUUAUUAGUUAUAUGUUGUGAUGUCGGUUUGUUGAAUGGGUUAAUGUUAAUUAAGGUUAGAAUGCAUUUAAUAGCUGUACCUAAAUGUGAUUUUAAUGUUUAUAGGCGUAUGUUUUAACGGAUUUAAUGAUUUAUGUUAGACUUUAAGACCAGUUACCAGAUAGCCUAAAACAUGACAUAAACUGAACUGAUCUAACGAAAUUGUCUAAGUUAUCUGAAAGUAAUUUAAGUGUAUAUUUUAAUUUAAUAACAAUACCUAUUUAUAAAACUAUAAUAGCGUCAUAAUUAUAAUGUUAUCAAAUACAAAAACGUUGUCCAAAUAAUACACAAUAUAUAUUUCGAUAUUACGUCUACAUAUAAUAGCGUGAACUGAUUAAUGUAUUUAAAUUGUAUUAAUCAUUUAAUCCAUAGCUUUGUGUACAAUAUACUCUCUAUAUGAACUAUAUUCGGACCAAAAUUGUAUCGCCACGCAGUCAACAUAUCUGAUCUAACAGUCAUAUCUAAUUUUGUAUUAGCAAUAAUUAUUUUAACUUUCUGUAAUCGAAAUGGUUAAUUUCGGUUGCAUAUUUUUAAGGCAUAGGUAUUUUUUGUAUACUAAGAUGUUACCAGAGGACACGUUAAGAAAGAUAACACCUAAAAUUUUACCUUACCUCGGUCAGAAUUUUUAUUCCAAAUUCAUUCCUUUGUGUAACGAAAAAAACUUGUUUAAUUUUCGUUACACAAUGGAACUAAUUAAAUUGUAAACUAAAUCACGUUCAAAUAUAUGUGUUUAACAUUGUAGCGUCACAGUAUACAAGCAAUUAAUUUAUUUAAAACUAUCUUUAAAGUAGAGCAUAUAAGUCCGCACUUGCUAUGUCAAACUGUAGCCUGGUCGUGUCAAUUACUGUGUACAGGCGUAGAUUUAAACGUCCACAUGUUCGUACUUCGCAUGGCUUAGACCUUGCUUUGCUGGCCUUAGACGGGGGUCUUACGAAUGGAAUAUUUUAUGCAAAAGUGAAAUAAGACAUGCUUCUUGGAAUUGUAUUUUCUUCUACAUUGGUAAGUCACAAAAUACAUUAAAAGAAAAGUCAAACCCUUCUAAAGAAUAGAUCUGUGCCUGUGAGUGUUCAAAAUAUUUAUAUUGCACAAAAAAAUCUUGCCACUUUUAUUAUUUUUGUAGGUUUCACUAGGUUACUAGUCAGUGUCAGAAAGAAUUGGAAAAAAAAUCUCGUUUCAAAUAUCUAUAUCAGUAUAUUACUUUAUGACAUAUAUAUCUGAUAGUUACUAGGUCCUCUAUCUAUAAUCUACAUGGCCACGAAGUCGUGUAAUAUACCAACAUUGUUUUUGUAAAUACCCACUCGCCUGCACAGUAACCUGCUACAGGUAACUGUCAUAGCUAGAUGAAAUCAAAGACGUCCAAGUAGGGAUUGUAUUAAAGUGACAAUAUAAAUGUGUAGUGAUACCUUAUUUAGUUUUGUUACUCUCUACGUGGUGUAUACUAAGGCACGUCCAAACGGGAUGAUGAAAUUGACAAUUUGAUCAGAUAAAAAAAUUGGCGUCAAUCUCAUCUAACGUCCACACGUACACAAUUUCAUAGUGGAAUUGGCGAGCAAAUGUCCUUUAAUUUCUUUUUUGCAUCGACACCACCUGAUUAAAUUGUCAAUUUAAUCAGAUUGGGCGAAAAAUCGUCCCGUCUGGACUGGCCUUUACUCCGAUCAACGAGAUACUUCAAUCCAAUUUUCGUAAUUAUAAACAUGUCGCUGAGCGACUUUAUCAAGUAGAACAGUUGUGUCUCGUUGACUGGAGUACUUAUGUAUCAGUCCUGUCUCAUUGGUAAUUGAUAAGGUAAUUUUAACGCUUAUUAUCUUAUAUAAGUAUAUUAUUUUACACGAAUCGCGAAUUAGUUUCAUAGCGUCACCUUUUGUACUCGUAUUGCAACUAGCGAAAAUCUUAAAUCUUACAUUUAUACUUUAAUUUUUUAUAUUUUCGCUGGUCGCAAAACUUUUAACUUGCAUUGAAAUGAUAAGAAAACACGUAGAAAGCACUGAGUUUAAACGGAAACACGAAAAACAACUGUACAAAUAUUAGAUUGAUAUUGUGAAUUAGUGACACCUUCAGAUAUUUACCCUAAGAUUGUUUUUAAGGGAUAUUUCGGGUUGAAUGUAUCUUAAAACAGCAAUAUUCUUCGGUAUCCUAUCUUCUAUUUUUACUAGUGUCUCUUUCAGCUGUAGAGCUCUUUAACUCCCAUAGCUCCGCCAUUUUUAAAAUAUCAUAAACUAAAUCGACAUAAAAAUAAGUAUCCUCACAAAAUUUCAUGAGUAGUGGUUAUGAAAUGAGACCUGUAGAGGCCAGAUAUAUAAAAGCAUUUUUGCCUAAGAUGAAACGAGGCUCUUCACUUUGCUCGGUCAAAUAGGUAGUUUAUUUUAAAGCGUGAAACUGAAGUGAACCGUAUUUUCGGGUACGUAAACUUUGCGACUUAAGGUGUCGCUAUAAUCUCAUUGUACGUAUUUCUAAAAAUAAGUUUCAAAAUUGCCACCAAUUCAGAUAUGUUGGUCGUUUUGUUUGAUCAAACUCGAAUAUCGAUAUAAAAGUUGUCACUAUAGUGAAAUUGGUCUCAACUAAAUUUGUUAAGCUGUGUUAUAUGUAUUAAGUUUUGAUAUCAAAUAUACAAUUGAUAAGAGA